Drosophila miranda is the source of this 2467-nucleotide messenger RNA. RefSeq names its product condensin complex subunit 2-like. The record is from RefSeq and is a predicted model, not a curated record. Gene Ontology annotation, biological process: mitotic chromosome condensation. Lineage: Eukaryota; Metazoa; Arthropoda; Insecta; Diptera; Drosophilidae. Gene Ontology annotation, cellular component: condensin complex. Gene Ontology annotation, molecular function: chromatin binding. The transcript is spliced from 4 exons. Bases 173 to 2251 code for a protein of 692 amino acids.
UGAUGUUCAUAUAUUUGUUAAAAUCAUUGAACCUGAACAUCCUAGCGUGCAAACCGCCCUGCGCGUGUGAGUGUGGUUAUCCAGAUUUCGCAGAUUACCAACGCAGCCCAAUCAAACGAAAUUAGUAAAAAUCCGGUGAAAAUUUGUUUGUUACGCACACCCCAGCAUUGUAAUGACGACGCCACCCUCGGAGAGUCCAGUGCGUCGAUCUGCAAACAAGCGCAAGAGUUCAACUCUCGAGUCCAUUGAGGAGAACGAGACGGUACGCUCUUCCUUGGAUCUGUACAACUGCAAUAAGCUGAGCAUAGCCAAUGCCUGGGAUAUAUCGUUGAUUGAUACACUGGCCAAUCUAAUGGAUAGCCCUCACAAAAAGCUAAGCAGCUUCAGGAUGGCUGGCUCUUUGCUGCAGGUCUUGUGCAAGGUCUACGGCCUGCGUGUAGACUCCAUCUACAUCGAUGCAUGUCGUAUAUCGGCGGGUUUGAAUGCUCGCACCUUGACGGGCUUACCUGAGGGACCUCCAGGUGAUGGCGAAGGCGGCGAUGGGGCUCCCAGUCAACAGCAGCAGGCGGCACCUAAGCUCAAGCGCCAGAAAAGGAAUUUAUCAACGUUGGCAAAGAACAAGGAAAAGUUGAAUGCGCGUUUGGAUAUGGUGCCCAUGCAGGACCCUAUAUUUGCAAAGCUCAAUUCGACGGUGGGCUCCCUCGAUGCCCCCGAUCGAAUGAUGCACAACAUUCUGCCCAGCGUGGACUUUGAGAUGCGGCUACGCCCGACUUACAAAUUCUUUGAUGACACCGAGGGGACGGAUGAGCUCAUGGAUAGCGAAACGCUGAGUGCUGGCGCCAAGGAGUGGCCCGAUGAAGAGUUGUGCAAUGCGGAAUGGCUGCACAAACUGUACAACCGUACGGAUGAUCUAAAUCUGCGGCCACUCCACACGGGUUAUGUGAUAACCAAUCCCAAUACCCCCAAUCCCAAGCCACAGUCGGGAUCUAUUUCAGAGGCGGUCCCUUCAUAUGAUGACGAUGCUGAGGGGCUGGAUAAUGCGCACGAUAUUGGUGGGAAUCGCACAGAGCUAUCCGUGGCCUUUGACAUGAAUGCCGAGUGUGAGCCCAUGCCGGAUAUAGAAGCCGGUCCUCCCAUUAUCUUAGAUAUACAAUCGAAUGAUUUGCAGGAGCUCACCGCCGAAGAGCAGACGGUCAUCACCAAUUGCCGCCGUUUAAAGAAAACCGCCGAAUUCAUUGACGAUCUGAGGCCAGUGGAUGGUGUCACUAGGCUGGACUAUUCAUACAGACCCAUGGAUCAGAUCUCACAGCUUUGUGCGGCUCCUGCGCAUUGGAAAUUCAGGAUCACUCGUCCGCGCACCACUCUGGACCAGACGACUGGCCCAAAGGAUGCUGUGACUGUUAGCAACCCAAAGAAAACCAAAACCGCUGCCGCUGCCGCUGCCGCUGCCGCCAAGCCACGCAUGAAGGAGUUGCACUAUGGAAAAUGCAAAGAGGACCUCUUCCAGCCUCUUGAUGCCAACAUAAAGCAGCAAAAGGUCAACUAUCAAAAGAAAUGCGAUGCCCGAAAGCUGAUGCCCACGAAAUCCAACAAUGAAGCGGAUUACCAAGUUAGCCAGCGAUUUGGUGAAGCCGAUCUGGUUGAGAGUCUGGGCAAUGAUGUGGAUAUGGAUAGGGGCUUACACCACGGUGAUGCCGAUAGAGAGCUCUUUGACAAUGAAAAUUUCACCACAGAUGAUUCUGUCAUGAACCGAAUGUCGGCAGCGGACAUUGAAGAUCCCAUGGACAUGAUGAAUAAGGAUUCAUGUGGGGAUAUGCCCAAUCAAAGCCAAAGCAUGCAUGAGGGUGAGGAUACAAUCAUGGAGAAAUCCACCGAAUUUAAGGGUGCACCAAGGCAGGUCAGCAAAGUGAUUGGGCCAUUUGCGAAGCGUGCCAAGGUGAUCGACCUGAAGAAUCUCAAGAACAGCUGCCAUUAUUUGAUCCAGAAACAAUUCCUCAGUUCUGUCAAUGAGGCAUCGAUACCCUCCCUCCCACUGUCAAAGGAAGAAAGCUACGCCAAGGGUACCGCCAGCUUCCAGGAGGUUUACCGAUCGUUGCCUGAUGUGUUGAGUGACGAAACGAAAGAUUCUCUGUGCCCAUCGGUGGCCCUCAAUGCGGUUCUCCAUUUGGCCAACGAUAUGAAACUGCGACUCAUUCCACAAGAGAAUCUAGAGGAUUUUCAAAUCCGGCAAGUUCUGGAUGACGAAGUUUAAUGACGAGCUUUUAAAAAAACUGAAUUCUGAUACAAUGCUAGAAGUAAUCAAUCUUCACACAAUUUUAAAUACAUUUUCAUGCAACAACACAUACAAAAAACUAAACGAAACGAAUCAGGGCUCUUCUCCAAUGUGUUCUCGGAUGAAUUUUUAAUUCUAUCUCUCAAGUCCUAAGAUUUGCAACAUAUAAACAAUAAAUUAAUAUUUUUGAGAGCA